AGGGAGGGAGGGAGAGAGAGAUGGGUUCCCAAAGGUCAACAGAGAAGCCAAGCCCUCCUCAUGCAGUGUGUAUUCCUUUCCCAGCACAAGGCCACAUAAACCCAAUGCUAAAACUAGCAAAGCUACUCAACCACAAGGGCUUCCACAUCACCUUCAUCAACACCGAAUUCAACCACCGUCACCUCCUCAAAUCCCGGGGCCCCAACUCCCUCGCCGGCACCCCCUCCUUCCGCUUUGAAACCAUCCCCGAUGGCCUCCCUUCCACCGACAACGCCCCUGACGCCACCCAAGAUGUUCCCUCCCUCUGUGACUCCACCAGAAAGAACUGCUUAGUUCCUUUCAGAGACCUAAUUGCUAAAAUCAACCACACGGCUUCCUCGAAAGUGCCUCCGGUGAGUUGCAUAGUUUCUGAUGGAAUCAUGAGCUUCACUGUGUUGGUUGCUCAAGAAUUGGGAAUCCCAGAUGUUCUUUUCUGGACGACAAGUGCUUGUGGCUUCAUGGGUUAUGUACAAUAUCGUCAACUGAUUGAAAAAGAUCUUACACCACUCAAAGGUAUUACAUUUUCUAAACAGUAUGAAUCUAUAGUUAAAUUAAACAAUACAAAUCCAUAAUCAAUCGUCCCCCGAUUGAAAAAAAUCUUACACCACUCAAAGGUAUUACAUUAUCUAAACGGUUUAAACAGUACAAAUCAUAAUUAAUUUGAGUGGAUGAUACUGUCAAAACCACUAAUAGUGGCUGAGUAGUUUUUAUUUGAUUUUAAUCCAUUUAUAUUUUGUGGGUGUU
Messenger RNA from Camellia sinensis, 783 nucleotides. The record is from RefSeq and is a predicted model, not a curated record. NCBI's taxonomy places the organism in Eukaryota, Viridiplantae, Streptophyta, Magnoliopsida, Ericales, Theaceae.